AUGGUAAAGGAGUACAAAUCUCCACCACCACCACCACCACCAUCAUCAACUAAAACAACAACCACCACCUCAACAACAUCUUUAUCACCACCAAUAACUUCUCCAAGUGCAGUUUCACCUUUAAUUCCAACCAUUCCAACAUUAUCAUCAUCAUCAUCCAAGCCAAUACAAUUCAACUAUAACAAAUUGUCGGCUGAUACAUCAGCAACAAGUAAUAAUAAUAAUACAUAUGAUAAAGAUUUCAAAAUGGAUAUUGAUUCUCAAUCUACUUUGGCACAUGUGUUUCCUUCACCCAAGACAUCAAUGGCAUCAUCUUCACAAUCUAGCACUACCAUUCAUUCAACAGCAUCCACUACAAACAGUGACAGCAGUACUCAUUAUUACAAUGAUAGUGAUGAAGAAUUCAAUUUAUUGGAUUACUACCAGUAUUGUCUUGAGAAUAAAUUGGAAGAUCAGGCUUUUACAACACCAUCAAAGUCAACACUACAAAAGAAUUGUGAGAGUUUUUUGCCAGAUAUAUCCUUUGAACUGGAGAGGUCGUGUUUUUCCAAUAGUGGCUCUCUCUAUAUUCCACCACCACCACCUAUUCCCGAGAAAACUUCUAAAUUUGCAUUUGUAACUCCCAAUUCAUCAUCAUCAUCAACAAAAUCAUUGAUAUUACCAACAUCCUCAUUAUCAGCACCAUCAUCAUCUAAUCCCUCACCAUCAACAUCUAAUCCCCCACCAUCUACAACAUCACCAACAACAACCAUUUCAUCUACAAAACCACAAUCAUCCAAUACCUUACCAAAACUAUUAAAACUCAAACCAUCAGCAACAACAAAAUCAUUGAUAUUACCAACAUCUUCUUUAUCAGCACCAUCACCAUCCUCUAAUUUUUUAUCAGCACCAUCAUCAUCUUCUAAUUCUUUAUCAGCACCAUCAUCAUCUAAUCCCUCACCAUCAACAUCUAAUCCCCCACCAUCUACAACAUCACCAACAACAACCAUUUCAUCUACAAAACCACAAUCAUCCAAUACCUUACCAAAACUAUUAAAACUCAAACCAUCAGCAACAACAAAAUCAUUGAUAUUACCAACAUCUUCUUUAUCAGCACCAUCACCAUCCUCUAAUUUUUUAUCAGCACCAUCACCAACCUCUAAUCCAUCACCAUCUACAACAUCUACAACAACAACAUCCACUACCGAUAGUAGCCGUAGUAGAAUUGAAACAUACAAUCAUGUCGACAAGCGACCAAGAACGACGAAUUAUAUUUUCCAGGGAGGUAGAUUCGUCAAUGAAAGAGACGAAUAUAGCCUUCAGUCCAAUAACAACUCCACGGCUUUAGAAAUGGAAAUGGAUAUAGAUUAUCCUUCAACAACAACAACAACAACUACUACAACAACUCCUAAUAAUAAUAAUAUUAAUAAUAAAUAUAUAUUUGGAAUCGAUUGCGGAAGAUCAUCACAUGUAUCCAUCGAUGAACACGGUAAAACUCACUCAUUCUCUGUACAGGAACACUAUCUUAACUUAAGAAGUCGUUUCAACUCGGAAGCUCAAAAGAAAAUGUUGGGUCCAGCCAUGUUAAAGUUUGAAAGUCUAAUUCCACCUAGUAAGAAUAUCAAUGAUAUCUGUUUGGAUAGAUCACUGAUUAGCAACAGGAUUAGUUAUCUUAGAUUACACCCAACAACAACAAGAAACUAUCUCAACAUUAGAUUAGAUGAGUACAACCUAAUAAUGAAGAAGAAUAACUACUACAAAAAGCUCUUUAUUGGUUCUGCAAAGUUCAGCCACAACAGUCGUGGUCAUUCUUCUUUCAUUUCUUCAGCCACUCUCUACAAGUGGGUGAAGAAAAAAAAACAUAAAGCAUUAUGGAUCAAUGAAUGCUACACCUCAAAAGUUCAUAAUGCAUGUUGGAACAAGACGGAAAAGGAAAUUCUUGCUAAACUUAACAACAAAGUUAGCAAUAUGAAAGAUCCUCCGCCAUGUGCUCUUUCAAGUGGACCAUACUCCAAAUCAGUUAGCAUCGAUAGAAAUCAAGUAGCUGAGUGUCACAAGCAACUAUCAACACUACACCAGAGAGUCACAGGAUACAUAGAUGGUACGAAUAAAGUCAAUAGUUCUACUAAUAAAAGUAAUGAACGAUUUGACUAUAUGAAACACCACUCUUUGUAUUCCAAUCAAAUGUCUGGAAACAAUGUAAAUGUUGAUGGCUUGGCUAAGGAUCAUCCGAUCCUGAAAGUAUUCCAAGAGAAAAAAUGGAAAAGGCCACUCUGUCGCGGCUGUGGUCACUUCUACCACCGGGAUAAGAACGCUGCUAGAAACAUCUUACUUCUUGGAAUUUUACAUUCUAACAACAAUUUCAUAUUAACUCUAUUCUAA
This is a messenger RNA of Heterostelium album PN500, 2361 nucleotides long. Its product is annotated as proteophosphoglycan ppg4. The coding region runs from base 1 to 2361 and encodes 786 amino acids. NCBI's taxonomy places the organism in Eukaryota, Evosea, Eumycetozoa, Acytosteliales, Acytosteliaceae. The transcript is spliced from 6 exons. The record is from RefSeq and is a predicted model, not a curated record.